Molecule: messenger RNA, 1245 nt
Organism: Penicillium angulare
Lineage: Eukaryota; Fungi; Ascomycota; Eurotiomycetes; Eurotiales; Aspergillaceae
Product: cyclic nucleotide-binding domain-containing protein
Exons: 1
Coding region: 1-1245 (414 amino acids)
Cellular component (GO): nucleus
Source: RefSeq, a predicted model, not a curated record
AUGGCGGAAAGCUCAUUCCCAGGGUCUGCCCCAUUCAUAAAUACCAGCUCUAAGAACGACAAGACCUCAAAUAUCCAAAAAAUCUCAGAGGAUGAAGAAUUCGAAGUGACGUCACCCACUGAUAUGACUUUUCGACAAGCCAACUCAGGCGACAACAAAGGAAAUGCUUUGUUUGGAGGAAGCGCAUUCAGCGAAGGGGGAUCACAAACUGCAGGAGGCUCGCUAUUCGGUCGGGGGAGUCCAUUUGGUGUAGGAGGUGCAGAAUCAGGCCCAGGCCACCCGGACGACGAUGAGCCUGGAGCUCUCCCACCUGGCCCUGCAGGACAGGGACUCCCAAACAACUAUGCCUUGGGUCGUCGUACCUCUGUCUCCGCUGAAUCCUUGAACCCCACAUCUGCCGGUGCUGAAGGCUGGACACCCCCGCAUCACCCCAAGACGGAGGACCAACUAGCACGGUUGAAGACUGCCGUCAGUAGCAACUUCCUGUUCUCUCACCUCGACGAUGAUCAGUUCAAGACUGUACUCGAUGCGCUAGUUGAGAAGCCCAUUCCAGCCAAGGACAUCAAGGUGAUUUCUCAAGGCGACGCCGGUGACUAUUUCUACAUUGUGGAGAAGGGCUCUUUCGAUAUCUAUAUUCAUCCAUCUGGCUCCGUGCAACCGGGCCCAGAUGGCCUGGGUAACAAAGUUAGCAGUACCGGAACCGGUGGCUCCUUUGGUGAAUUGGCUUUAAUGUACAACGCCCCUCGUGCCGCGACAGUGAUUUCCACCGAGGCCAAAAGCACCCUUUGGGCUUUGGACCGCAUCACCUUCCGCCGCAUUUUGAUGGACUCUGCCUUCCAGCGGCGCCGUAUGUACGAGGCAUUCUUAGAGGAAGUGCCACUGCUCCUGUCUCUCAAGCCCUAUGAACGAUCUAAGAUUGCCGAUGCUUUGGAUACUAUCAAAUAUCCUGCCGAAGCCACCAUCAUCAGUGAGGGUGAUCCCGGUGAUGCAUUUUAUUUGCUCGAGUCAGGCGAGGCCGAGGCAUUCAAAAACAGCGUUUCGGUCAAGACAUAUAGUCGAGGUGAUUACUUCGGUGAAUUGGCUCUGCUGGAUGAUAAGCCGCGUGCGGCGAGUAUUGUCACCAAGACCGAUGUCAAGGUCGCACGUCUGGGUCGGGAUGGAUUUAAGAGGUUGCUCGGGCCUGUGGAAGAUAUCAUGCGGCGAGCCGACUAUCAGGUGGAUGCGACCAAAGCUCCUAUUCCAUGA